Seminavis robusta is the source of this 678-nucleotide messenger RNA. NCBI's taxonomy places the organism in Eukaryota, Bacillariophyta, Bacillariophyceae, Naviculales, Naviculaceae. The record is from the annotation of a GenBank genome assembly.
AUGCCCAUUGUCAUUGAGGGCAUCUAUUCGACACCUGUCGCAUCCGGCGCCAUGGAGUCGCACUCGACAGCGACUCUGUUGAAAGGAAUUGGGUUGAAGGGAGAUCGUUAUGCCGCACGAGCCGGUACAUAUUCGGUGCUGACACCGGAACCGGGUCGUCAGUUGACUUUGAUUUCCGCAGAGGGCGUGAAACAAGCCAUGGGACAAGAAACGUCAGUGGGAGAUUUGCGACGAAAUGUGGUUCUGGGAGGGAUUACCGCACAAGAACUAGUCGACUGUGUUGGAUCCAGAAUACAAUUGGGCAAUACUGCCACACUUUUGGUCCAUCGAAACUGCGUUCCCUGCAUGUACAAUGAACGAAAGAAUCAAAUCAAGGGCAUGAUGGAGGCGCUGUGGGAUGCGGGAGGUGUCAAUUGUGAAGUCCUCGAGGGAGGAACCAUUUCGGUGGGUGACUCGUUGACUAUUAUCAAGGAUUCUUCCGAGAAUCAUGUUGUCACUGAUGGUGGGAAACCAAGCUGGUUCUACGUCAGACCCUCGCAGCGAACGGCAGAAAUGGUUCGGGAAGGAAUAGCUGGAAAGAGAAAAACCCAUGAACGAUUGAAAGAGUCGGAUCCGGAGGGUGUGGAACGGGCCCAAAAGUCGUACGAAUCUGUGGGUCUCUGCUUUUGGCCGAAAUGA